Messenger RNA from Parastagonospora nodorum SN15, 258 nucleotides. RefSeq lists its product as hypothetical. The record is from RefSeq and is a predicted model, not a curated record. NCBI's taxonomy places the organism in Eukaryota, Fungi, Ascomycota, Dothideomycetes, Pleosporales, Phaeosphaeriaceae. The transcript is spliced from 2 exons. The coding region runs from base 1 to 258 and encodes 85 amino acids.
AUGGCAGAAUGUAGAGUCAGCUCUAAUUCUGGCCGAAGAACUAGAUCGUCGGCAUUUGAAGUAGGGGAUGUGGUGGAGAUGAAAGUGACGGCCAGCGUCGAUGGCUUGCGAAAGACAUAUUUCGAGCACUUCGUUAUCAAGGCUCUGCGGCACACACCAGAUGGGUAUUGGGAAUACCAAUUAGGUGUCACGGAAGAUGAAGAUGCUUUCGAAGACGGGACCUGGUAUCCAGAGUCCUCGCUUAAGUUUGAUAUCUAA